UUUUAAAUACUUAAAUCUUUCUAGAAAAAUUUAUAAAGUUCCAUAGAUAUCAGCAAUUCAUAAAUUCCAAGGGGUUUUUGGAUAACUAUUUAAAAAAAAAAUCACCAACAGAAAAAUUUCACUUCUCAUUUUUUAAAAAAAAAAGUGUACACGCAUACAUGGAGCUAAAUUACUGUGCUCAGUCACAGGGUGACAGAAAAAAAAAGUCACCACCAUAAAAGGAUGUCUGCAUAAUCUCUCUUAAAACAACAUGCCAAGGUGAAGUUACUUCAGUUUGGUCAGAUCCUGACCGCUGCUACACACAGGCCCACACAAGUUACUGAGAGAGAUCUUGAACACUGCUGAUGGAUAUAAAAAUGGACAACUUUACUACACCCUCCACAGCUCCUCAGGAAAGUGACUGUGACCUCUAUGCACACCAUGGCACAGCCAGGAUAUUAAUGCCUCUGCAUUAUAGCAUUGUCUUCGUAAUUGGGCUUGUGGGAAACUUGUUAGCCUUGGUUGUCAUUGUUCAAAACAGGAAGAAAAUCAACUCUACCACCCUAUAUUCAACAAAUCUGGUGAUUUCUGAUAUACUUUUCACCACUGCUUUGCCUACACGGAUAGCCUACUAUGCCCUAGGCUUUGACUGGAGAAUCGGUGAGGCCUUGUGCAGGAUAACUGCUCUCGUGUUUUACAUCAAUACAUACGCAGGUGUGAAUUUCAUGACCUGUCUAAGCAUCGACCGGUUCUUUGCCGUGGUGCACCCUCUGCGAUACAACAAGAUGAAAAGAAUUGAGCAUGCAAAAUGCAUUUGCAUAUGUGUCUGGAUUCUAGUAUUUGCCCAAACGCUCCCACUACUCAUAAAAUCCAUGUCAAAGCAGGAGAAUGAGAGGACGACAUGCAUGGAAUACCCAAACUUUGAAGAAACAAAAUCUCUCCCCUGGAUUCUGCUUGGUGCAUGUUUCAUAGGAUAUGUGCUUCCGCUCAUAAUUAUUCUCAUCUGCUAUUCUCAAAUCUGUUGCAAACUCUUUAAAACUGCCAAACAAAACCCACUGGCUGAGAAGUCCGGCAUAAACAGAAAGGCCCUCAACACAAUAAUUUUUAUAAUUGUUGUGUUUAUUCUCUGUUUCACACCUUACCAUGUAGCAAUUAUUCAGCACAUGAUCAAGAAGCUUCGUUUUCCUGAUCUCCUGGAAUGUAGCCAAAGACAUUCAUUCCAAAUUUCUCUGCACUUUACCGUAUGCCUCAUGAACUUUAACUGCUGCAUGGACCCUUUUAUAUAUUUCUUUGCAUGUAAAGGGUACAAGAGAAAGGUUAUGAAGAUGCUGAAACGUCAAGUCAGUGUAUCAAUUUCCAGUGCUGUGAAGUCAGCCCCUGAAGAAAACUCACGUGAAAUGACAGAAACUCAAAUUAUGAUACAUUCCAAGUCUUUAAAUGGAAAAUAAAAAGCAAUUAAAUGUUGGAUUUAUAGCAAAGUAAACUAUAUGACAAACUUUGCAGGACUUUUCUUAUAAACCAAAAUGAUUAUUCAACUUCCAAUUAGGAUUCUUUUAAAUUCCUUUCUUGGGGCACUAUUUCCCACCUCCAACUUGGAAGUAAACUGAUAAAUAUGUAUUUUUUUAUACUCAACAGAACAACAUAAAACAAAGUUUUAAUUUGUAAAUGGAAUGUUAUACCAAAAGGGAGGCUAUUUUAAUAACUCUCAGUAUAAAAAGGAAAGUUUUGUGUAAAUGAAAAAUUUAAUCAUUUACAUUUCUUGCCAAUGAUUUGGCAAAAGUAAAAAGACUGUUAAGUUUGUAUAUAGCCAGUGUAAAAAUGUUAAUAUUGUAACAUAUUUCUUUUUUUGAUAACGUAUUUCUUCAAUUGUGUUUUUUUUUUUUUUUACUCUCAGACUUUAUUUCCUCAAUAACACAUGCUUUUUGUUUUGAGUCAUUAAAUUUUGUUUCAAAGAACUCUUUUGGAAUAAAUAGGAUUCUACAAAAUUA
Molecule: messenger RNA, 1967 nt
Organism: Miniopterus natalensis
Lineage: Eukaryota; Metazoa; Chordata; Mammalia; Chiroptera; Miniopteridae
Gene: GPR183
Product: G protein-coupled receptor 183
Biological process (GO): B cell activation involved in immune response; G protein-coupled receptor signaling pathway
Cellular component (GO): membrane
Molecular function (GO): G protein-coupled receptor activity; oxysterol binding
Source: RefSeq, a predicted model, not a curated record